AUGGGCUGCCUGCGACAUCAUUGUCAAAGUGGUAAUUGUCACCUCACCGAGUUAUACCUGGAAGACAACCAAAUAACUGAUCAAGGUGUAUCAUACCUGAGUAAUGCACUUCAAAGUGGUAAUUGUCACCUCACCGAGUUAUACCUGGAAGACAACCAAAUAACUGAUCAAGGUGCAUCAUACCUGAGUGAUGCACUUCAAAAUUGUAAUUGCCAUCUCACCAAGUUAGAUCUGGCGGAUAAUGAAAUAACUGAUCAAGGUGUAUCAUACCUGAGUGAUGCACUUAAAAGUGGUAAUUGUCACCUCACCGGGUUAUACCUUGAAUACAACGAAAUAGCUGAUCAAGGUGCAUUAUCCCUGAGUGAUGCCCUUCAAAGUGGUAAUUGCCAUCUCACCAAGUUAGAUCUGGCGGAUAACGAAAUAACUGAUCAAGGUGAAUCAUACCUGAGAUAUGCACUUCAGAGUGAUAAUUGUCAUCUCACCAAGUUACACCUUGGAAGUAAUCAAAGAACUGAUCAAGGUGCAUCAUGCCUGACUGAUGGACUUAAAAGCGUGAAUUGUCACUUCACCAAGUUAUACCUGGUAGACAACUAAGUAACUGAUCAAUAACUGAGUGAUGCACUUAAAAGUGGCAAAUGUCAUCCCAUGGAGUUAGACUUGGGAAGUAACCAAAUAACUGAUCAAAGUGCAUCCUACCUGGGUGUGAUAACAGUAUCUACUGUAUAAGAAAGUAUAGAUAGAUAGAUAGAUAGAUAGAUAGAUAGAUAGAUAGAUAGAUAGAUAGAUAGAUAGAUAGAUAGAUAGAUAGAUAGAUAGCUUUAUUAAAUCCUUUGCAGCCAUAAAGCUGGAUAACGGACAAUUACAAAAAAAUAGGCAAUAAAUAUAUAUAUAAUAAUGUAUGAAAAAUUAAGGAUUGAAAAAUUGAAUUACUUAAAAAGCUAAGAUAUAAAUAUAUUGUAUAUGUUUAAAAAUUUGAAAAAUGGUUAAUACUAUUGAAUAUAAUAAAACUUUGUUUAAAUCUAUUUGUACGACAAAUUGGUGUGUUGAAUGUUCGCCUCCUCCUGAGGGCUAUGUUGGUGGACUUGCGCGGAGGUAAUAGGCUAUACAGCUUAUGGUUACUGUCAUCAUUAAUUUCUUUGAAGAGCUGCUCUGUCAGGUCUUUGCGCCGUUGGUGAAGGGUCGUCAUGCUGUGUUCAUUAAGAGCUUGCUCAUAGUUCAGGGCGGGUGAGAUUAUCUUAAGAGCUCGUCGCUGAAUUGUUUCUAGCUCUUCAGAGAGGUAGCGAGGAAGACCAUCAUGGAAARUCUGGCACGCAUAUUCUGUUACAGGUCUGAUACAGGUUUUGUAGAAACACAUCAGUUGGUCAGGAACGGCGUUAGMACGUUUAAGCUGUCUUAAUUGGUAGAGCMUGGAUGCACAUUUUUUGGUGACGUUCUCAAUAUGGGCAUUCCACUUAAGAUUGUUUGAGAUUGUAAGGCCUAGGAGCUUUGCACUAGGUACGAC
Messenger RNA from Exaiptasia diaphana, 1501 nucleotides. RefSeq names its product nucleotide-binding oligomerization domain-containing protein 1-like. Gene Ontology annotation, molecular function: protein binding. Lineage: Eukaryota; Metazoa; Cnidaria; Anthozoa; Actiniaria; Aiptasiidae. Bases 1 to 594 code for a protein of 197 amino acids. The transcript is spliced from 2 exons. The record is from RefSeq and is a predicted model, not a curated record.